This is a messenger RNA of Ambispora leptoticha, 441 nucleotides long. Lineage: Eukaryota; Fungi; Glomeromycota; Glomeromycetes; Archaeosporales; Ambisporaceae. The record is from the annotation of a GenBank genome assembly.
AUGGCACUUAAUCGCGAAUUUGGCGACGUUGGCCGUGCUUUUCGAGGUAUUCGAGACAUAGACCAAAUAGUUCGCGACUUCUUCAAAAGUAGUCGUGGUCAACAAACUGACGCUGAUAUUAAUUGGCUUCCCGAUAUUGAUGUUCGCGACACCGGUCGAGAAUAUGAUGUGACAGUCGACCUCCCGGGUGUUUCUAAGGACAAAUUAAGUGUUGAUGUUUGUGGUGACUCUUUGGUCAUCUCUGGCGAAAGACCCCGCGACGAACAAGAAAAUCAACGUGUCAUCUAUCACGAGCGUCCUAAAGGCCGGUUCAUGCGCACAAUCCCAUUGCCAACCGGUGUUCAAACCGAUAAGGUAGACGCUAAGUUAGAGCAAGGAAUUCUUCAAGUUAAGAUUCCUCGUUCCGAAGAAUCCGCCAGUAAACGCAUUGAAAUACAAUAA